Lachancea mirantina is the source of this 1716-nucleotide messenger RNA. The record is from the annotation of a GenBank genome assembly. Lineage: Eukaryota; Fungi; Ascomycota; Saccharomycetes; Saccharomycetales; Saccharomycetaceae.
AUGAAGCGAGCGUUCCAGAAAAUAUCUGUUCGGUCUGUAAAGACUCUUCACUCUCGAAUAUACGAUGGUAAAAGAGCAAAACAUCAGGACGAUAUUCUUACACAUAUCUCGACACUGGACAAGAUUAUGCGGUCUGGAGCCCACAAUGGGUAUGUCUUGUACGGUAAGAAGUACGAUCGACUUCCACAGCUUGUUUCCAGCCGAAAUGCGGUCGAAAUGCAGCAAUUGGUCAAGGAUUUGAUAACACGACUCCAAACGUCAGAACCUUUUGAUUACGGAGCUCAACUUCAAGGCGCCACAAAGCUGGGGAAACUAGGUUUGCAACUUUUCACGGAGAUUAACAGGGACACUGUUGGUCCUUUAAGCACGAGUCUUACCUUAGCGCUUUUACAAGCGUAUAAGCGGUGUCCCAACGAAGAGUUUGUCGUAGGCCUCGAGGACGCAAUGCGGAAAGUGCGCGAGUUCUUAGAUAUAAAAAAAAUCUCUAUCGAAGGACCUGACCAGAUUCGACAGUUAGUCUCGAAAUUGACGAGUUCUGCGGAAAAUGAAGUUACCGUCACGCAAGCGUUGGGAGAGCUAGAUUAUAAACUGUUGUCGAACGACGCUGUGCGCGUCGUAAGAGGUAAACGUACGUCAGACCUGGUACAAGCUGCCGAUGGAUGGAGACACCCUUGCGGCGUGAUGGAUACGAAUGAGCCGUAUCUGAGAUCAUUAGAAUUGCCCAGUAAGAAGCUGGUGUCGCUUAACACGCCAUGUCUCGCUCUUGUCUUCGACGGAGUGCUCCGGGAUUCCCGUCACAUAUUGCCGGCUAUGCAUUACGCCAGCAAGCAAAAACGCCCUCUUGUGGUCAUCUGCUCUGGAAAAGUGACGGGCGACGCACUCACCGCGAUCACGAUCCACAACAACAAGAAUCGACGCCAGCAGAUCCCAUCACCUACCGUAGUGCUCAGGUAUGCCCCUCGCUACGGUGCAAGCGGUUUGAAGUUGCAAGAAGACGUGGAGUUUAUGAAGUUUUUGAAACUGCCACGCGGCCUAGCUAGCGUAUAUUCGCCGGAGUUCAGCGAACUGGUACCCAGUUCUGCAUCUGCAGGUCUGUAUUUCGGCAGCAUGGAGUCCUUCAAGGCUACCACGGGAGAAGCGUUUCUGUACAAUACAUUACACGAUGCGACAGAUGCUUCAGAGACCCACGCCGUGAGUCACACUGCAUACCGCAAGACCGUAACCAUCUACGUGGGCGCGCAAAGCGAGCUUGAAAUAGACCACCGUCGAAAGGAGCUCGACUAUCUCAUCAACGAGGUUCUUUGCAACGGCUUGGCGCAGGGCUGGGUACCUUCAAGCGGGAUCGCGCUUGCCAAGGGUGCUGCGUAUCUACACGGACUCCCUGAUGCACCCGAAGCCGGUCCAAGACAGCUGGCACACGUGGCACUUGCUGACGCACUCUUGGAGCCGCUACAACAUGCUAUCUCGGACGUUUACGGCCACAAUAAGUUCGACAGUGCUCGGCUGGCCUCUGAGACGGCACAAGAUCCCGAGUUCUGCUCGCUCCGGCUCGACUCUAUAGGCAAGGUCAACGAAGACGCCGCUCAAUCGGGCUUUAUCGAGCCCUGGAACACAUUGGACGCUACUCUCGCAAAUGUUACACACUUUAUCAGAAUGAUCACCAGUUGCGACGUUCUCGUCACGAAAAUUUACGACGUGCCUAAGAAAAAGAACUAG